Thermothelomyces thermophilus ATCC 42464 is the source of this 905-nucleotide messenger RNA. RefSeq lists its product as uncharacterized. The annotation marks the transcript as partial. Gene Ontology annotation, biological process: biosynthetic process. Gene Ontology annotation, molecular function: pyridoxal phosphate binding. Lineage: Eukaryota; Fungi; Ascomycota; Sordariomycetes; Sordariales; Chaetomiaceae. The transcript is spliced from 2 exons. The record is from RefSeq and is a predicted model, not a curated record.
GCGUCGCCCUUGUUCAGCUACCAGCAUCCGACCCAGUGGCUCGGUGAGAUGGAUGACCCAUAACUACACGUGGAGUGUUUCGGCGGAGCAGCACGAGGUAGCGUUUUGCAGUCCCACUCGGCGCACCACAUCCAUUGGGAUUCGGUGAAGUUGACCUCCCUAGCAGAGGGAGCCAUCGUGGAAUGAGCCGAAAUAAAACAAUGUCUGAUCGUUCCGAAGCCACGUCUGCCGAGGAUGUCGCCGCCUCCUUCCACCUCGCCAAUCGAGCGGGCUACAAUUACGUCCAUUUGCGUCAGUGGGAGCUUUUCGAGAAGUCAUUAGCCAACCUUUGGACGCCAGACCACCCUGAUGGAGUGUCAGUUGAGUUGGCCGUUGAGAAGAGCAGUCGCCUGAUCCUCUCAUCUGACCGGGUGCAGAGUCAACCUGAGCUUAGCCGAGAACGCCCUCAUGCACAGCGAGGUUGCCGAGUACUGUACAUCGGGAGAAAUCUAGCUGUCGCACCUGUCCACCAUCUCACGUAUGGUUCUGGGCCGAAGGGAUCUCCACGCCUUAUUAGACAGGCCCUCGCAUCCUACCUCAACUCCAGCUUCCAACCCCACAGAGCCGUCCGGCAUGAGGACAUUCUGGUGCUAUCCGGAGUAACUUCUGUCAUCGACAGUCUCGCAUGGUCCAUAUGCGAUGAAGGCGAGGGCAUCAUCAUCCCGCAGCUCACCUGGCCACCGUACAUAGUCCAAGAGAUCUGGGCCAAGAUGCUCGACGACAAGAGUUUCACCGAGAACUUCUUGAUGGUGAAUCGGCAGCGCUUAGGUGACCAGUAUGCGUUUGCAACGCGGUUCUUGGACGAGCACGGAAUCGCGUAGCUAAUCACGGAAUAGGAAUGCCGGCAUGUUUAUACGGAUCGAUCU